AUGAAGCCUGGGGGUUCGAUCUCUUGCCAGAUGGGCAGAUUUUGGCUUCAGGCCAGGGACACUGGCCAAUGUCACCUCUCUGCAUCGGGGGACGGGGCCAGAGCUGGUUGGCCGUCGCUUCCGGCCCUGAAACCUGGCGAGCGCUCCCGUGACCGGGUCCGUCUCACCACUGUCGGGAGAUCCACAGCAUCCGAGAGGCGGCAUCUACUCAACAGCUGGCCCACCAAACUUCUCGGCACGGCAGUUUACGGAGGACGGACUGUCCCGGCGAUUGACGAUGUCGGCGUCAAGAUGCAUCGAGCACGGCGCAUAUGUGAUCACGGGAAUGGUCUACUGGAAGCUGAACAAUUCUAUCACCUUUUCGAAGAGAUUGAUGAAGUGGAUCAAGUGAUCUUGGUUCGACGCACUCGACCGAAAAUGCUCAUUAGCUCGCUAUAA
Molecule: messenger RNA, 438 nt
Organism: Diaporthe amygdali
Lineage: Eukaryota; Fungi; Ascomycota; Sordariomycetes; Diaporthales; Diaporthaceae
Exons: 1
Coding region: 1-438 (145 amino acids)
Source: RefSeq, a predicted model, not a curated record